Molecule: messenger RNA, 1731 nt
Organism: Fusarium musae
Lineage: Eukaryota; Fungi; Ascomycota; Sordariomycetes; Hypocreales; Nectriaceae
Exons: 2
Coding region: 1-1731 (576 amino acids)
Source: RefSeq, a predicted model, not a curated record
AUGACCCUUCUGUCGCUCUACAUCACUCAAGUUCGCUGGGCGAACCCAUCCACAGAAUCCUUGAACGGCCUUCAGUUUGCAGCGAAGGGUCACGAGGCGCUGAUCCUAGCGUCCCUGGGAGAUAUUCUUCUGCACCAAAUAUCCUACGGCUUGAAACGCCAGGAAGUCGGUGUCCCGUUAUGGGCUCCAACGCUGCAGUCUGGCAAAGCAGCGGGGUAUAGACGGGGCACAGCAGCUCUGAUCGUAUUGAUAUCCAUUCUCUGCCUUGCCGCGAAUCCACUGUCUGCCAUUGCUAUGAUCCCUAGACAGGAUUGGUGGGAGGACCAUGAUUACGACUGGACUUUUCUCGGUGAUAUGAAUUUCGAGCCUGCCCAUAGGAUCCCUCAUAUGGAAUACAGAACAAGGCUUGAUUCGAAGUCUGGACCCUACCUCAGAGACAUCAUAGGGCCUGCUACUAUACCCCUAUAUACUCUUCUCAGGGCCGACUCUUAUGUCCUUGGGACGCAUGGGCCUGAGUGGCAAAACAUCAGCUAUACCAAUUUCAAUAGCUCUUUCUAUUCUUAUAUAUCGACUGCAAAUUUCGGGUUGCCUACUGUUGCUACUAGCCCAUUGUCGUUUGUGGCGUCAGAGCUCGGGAAGGCUUCCUCAAGAGAUGUAAAAGAUGCGGCUAUACCCUGGAUUACUUCUUCCAAUCAACAAAUCGAGGGAUCUGGAGCUGAACAUCGUUGGAAACAGCCUCUUGUCGCCACACAAUGCAUUGGAGGCUCGGUCCACAAUAAGACCAAGCUCCAGUUUUCUCUUUCCUACCCGUUCUCGACUGGCAUACGAAAGAACUCCAUGAUAACGUUCACACUUGACGAAGAGUCCUCGGCCUUUACGGAACUGCGUGCCAGCAAUUCCAGCGACUAUCGCGUACUCGACUUUCCACAAUACGAAGAUUGGCUAGUGAGCGGCAACGUACUAUUCGCUACGACAGUAGAGCUUCCUCAUGACGAAAAGCCCGAGCGACACUACACACUCUGUCUGAUAUUUGCACGUUGGUCCGAGGCGAGCAUGUGGAUUCAGGAACCCACGCGUUCACGCACCUUCAGCCACGUCAAAGAAGAACCAAUACUAGAAAGCUUUGAGAAGAACUCCACUGAUAUUAUCUAUAUGGAUGAUAAAUGGUUGGAUGGCAUAUCUUCGUUCUCCAACGGGUCAUUCUUUCGGUCAAUUGCAGAGUUUUGUGGAAGUGAUGUUCGAAGGAAUUGCCAGGAGCGGUAUUUGGGUCUGCAUAUUACCGACGCGAUCUCUCAAGCGGGAAACAAUGUCUCAUGGCCCAACUAUCAUGCCGAGACUUCACGAUUAGACGAUGCAACACAGGACAAGAUAGUUUACACUCGGUAUCACUACACAUACGCUUAUCGCUUUGAGAGUAGUUUCGGCAUCCCAUUGGCCUUCUCUUUCCUUCUUGCACAUGUUCUCUUGGUUUUGAUACACUUGAUUACGAUUGUAGGAUCAAAGGAUCCGUGGCUAGGCUCUGAUUGGGAUAAUUUUGGAGACAUGUUGGUUCUUGCUCUUGCAUCCAAGCCACCAGAAGGCACAAAUGAUCUCACUCAACAGGUUUCGAGGUCUGAGUUAUGGAAAAAGACUGCUACAGUUGCUCGCGAUGCCGAGGAUAUUCAUCACCAGAUUCUCCUGAGAGAGGAGAAAUGGUAUCAGAGAGCGAAUGAAGAGGAAGGACGGGUUUGA